CUUGUGCUGGCGAUGUGCUCGCCACCCCUCGCUUUUGCACCACGCCUCGCCUGUGUCCCCAGCCAUCCCGACAGCCCUCGGCCAAGGCCUGCCCUUACAUCUCGCAAGCCUGCGUCUCCUGCCGACCAUUCUGCAGACCCUCCCGGUGCUGCUUGUUCCUCAUCGGCCGCCGCUGCUGCCGCCUCUGCUGUCUCACGUCCGCCCACUUCUCGCCUAGUCGCCAGCCAUGUACUUUGGAUCAAAGCCACAGCCAGCCGACCCGUUGACGGCCGAAGAUCCCGCAGCCCGGAGCCUGAGGAUCAAGUCGCUCUUCAGCAAGCUCGACACCCGAAGGUCCGGCCGUAUCGAUCGAUCCGAUCUCGUCCACACCUUCCGGCAGCUUUCCUCGACACAUCGCAUUCAAACCGGUGGCAAUCGCCUGGCUUCAGGUCCCUCGCCAGUAUCACCAGCGUCACCAGCACCACCAGUACCACCGGUAUCGCCCAACAGCACGGUCGAGUCGGCUCCCUUUGAGCUCUAUGCGGACGAGCUAAUUGCGCUCUGCGACCAAACCAAGAACGGCUCUAUCGGUCUGGCCGAAUUCACCAAGUUCGUGGAGAGGAAAGAGCUGGAGCUGUGGGGCCUAUUCAAGCAGAUCGACACAUCCCAAGAUCACAUCAUUCAGCCCUAUGAGCUGAAGAAAGCGCUCCAUGCUUCGGGGAUAUGCGUGACGGACGAUGAACUGGAUGUGUUCAUAUCGCACAUCGACAAGAAUCGAGAUGGUGUGAUCGACUUUGACGACUGGAGGAACUUUUUGAUCCUGCUGCCUCACCACCCAACCCUGGACAACAUCUUCAGUUACUACAUCAACAUGUUCGAUGUCGACUUCAACACCGACUCGGACGUGAGCUUCCCGCAAUGCCAUGAUGAGAGCCAGACAAUCGCCAACCGCCUCAAGUACUUCCUCGCCGGUGGCAUCGCCGGCGCAGUGAGCCGGACGGCCACGGCGCCUCUGGAUCGGCUCAAGGUGCUGCUCAUGACACGAACAAAGCCCGACGCUCCCAAAGGGCACAUCAUCGACGGCAUGAUCAAAAUCUAUCGAGACGGUGGCCUGGUCUCGUUCUAUCGCGGCAACGGCCUGAAUGUUCUCAAGAUCUUCCCGGAGAGCGCUUUCAAGUUCUUUGUCUUUGAAUAUGCCAAGGGCUGGAUCUCGCACCUCCAGGGCCACGACCGCAAGGAUGAAAUCGGCAUCCUUGGUCGCUUUGUUGCCGGUGGACUCGGUGGGCUGGUUUCGCAGUUCGCCAUUUAUCCCCUCGAGCUCCUCAAGACGCGGAUGAUGGCACAGAUAUCGCACGGGGUUGAGACCACGGCAUCCCAAGCUGCGUCUGCCGCACAUGUCGCGCCGCCGCCGAAACGGAUCGGGGCCGUCGCCAUGACCCGGCAAAUGUGGAACGAGGGAGGCAUCAAGCUCUUCUACCGCGGCUGCAUCCCCUCGCUGAUUGGCAUUGUUCCGUACGCUGGCAUCGAUCUCUGCGUGUUCGAGACCCUCAAGAUGGGAUACACACACUACCUGAGAAACCUUCCAGGAUCGACAGGCGAGGAGCGACCCAGCAUGGUCUCGAUUCUGGUCUUUGGAAUGGUCAGCGGCAGCUGUGGCGCCGUCGUGAUGUAUCCGCUCUCGGUCAUCCGGACACGCCUGCAAGCGCAAGGCACACCCUCGCAUCCGCAGCGGUACACAGGCGCCUUUGAUGCCGUGCGAUAUACCUAUAGAAACGAGGGUGUCCGUGGAUUCUACAAAGGACUUGUUCCAACGCUCCUGAAGGUCGUGCCUGCGGUGUCAAUAAGUUACCUGGUCUAUGAACGCUCCAAGGUUGCUUUGGGCGUUGCAUAGCCGCGCCGCAAACAUCCAUCGGGCUCACCGCUCGGCCAGCCAUCACGAUCCUCGCUCCUCGUGUGCGGCUCGGCUUUCUCAAUGUUCCCUACCUCCCUCCCUCUCGCGCUCUACUGCCCACUGUUUGCUCUCGACAUUCUCCCCGCCCUCCAGCCCUACAUCCGGCCCUAUCUUUGGGCAACACCUUGGUUAUGCGCCCUGGCCAGCUACAUAGCACCAAUAUAGCAGUCCUUACCGAAAAUGGACC
Polychytrium aggregatum is the source of this 2117-nucleotide messenger RNA. Its product is annotated as mitochondrial carrier domain-containing protein. Lineage: Eukaryota; Fungi; Chytridiomycota; Chytridiomycetes; Polychytriales. Bases 227 to 1870 code for a protein of 547 amino acids. The transcript is spliced from 8 exons. Gene Ontology annotation, molecular function: calcium ion binding; ATP transmembrane transporter activity. The record is from RefSeq and is a predicted model, not a curated record. Gene Ontology annotation, biological process: transmembrane transport.